Mytilus trossulus (common blue mussel) is the source of this 1763-nucleotide messenger RNA. RefSeq lists its product as uncharacterized. NCBI's taxonomy places the organism in Eukaryota, Metazoa, Mollusca, Bivalvia, Mytilida, Mytilidae. The transcript has a single exon. Bases 137 to 1519 code for a protein of 460 amino acids. The record is from RefSeq and is a predicted model, not a curated record.
UCUAAAUAUAUGAUCAUUUGGGAGGAGCUUGUAUGUCAAUCAUCUGUUGAUACCAGUGUCCAGCUGUUAAUCCCUGACCACAAGAUAAAUAGUUUGAUCUUAUCUAAUUUAUUGCAACAAAAGUAAUUUAUAUAAUAUGGAAGUAAAUGGAGAAAUGGAAAAAAAUAUGAAAAGGAAAAAAAAUAAAAGGAAAAAAUCUUCCAAAAAGAAAAAAACUAUGGAUAUGAGUGUAAAAGUGUCUUUAAAAUCCUCUGACAAAGGUUCUUACUACAACCAAGAAGAGUAUGCUUCUGAAUCUGACACCACCAACAGUGACAGCAGUCUUUAUUCCAGAGAAAAUAAUCUAAAUAGUAGUGUUUCUUUUCUGAAACUUACAUCACCUUUUGAGCAGUCAUUUGAAGUCGAAGACAUUGCUGCUGCUUCUUCUGUUGCUGCUGCUGAUACAUGUGAUAAUAAUGAUGAUGAGAGUGACAAAGAAAUGAACAUAACAUGGGAAGUGAAUUCCAACAAUGACAACAUUUCUGACUCUGAUAUGUCUAGUGACGAUCAAGAGGAUGUAAGUGUAACUGGUCGUGCAUUAAUACAGUUGAAGAUUUUGCAGAAAAAAAUUAGCCAGGCUGCUAUUUGUAGUACUUGUAAAACUGGUGAAUUAAAUGUUAUUGAUGCGAGUGAAAUCAACAAAAGUGGACUUUGCUUGAAAUUAGCAUUUAGAUGUAAUGAGUGUCAUUCAAAUACAGUGUUUGAUACUGAUAAAAAGGGAAACUUUGAAUUUAGUAAAAUACACAAUGUGAACCGUCUUUCAGUUUUAGCAAUGCGCAUGAUGGGAAAAUCUAGAAAUGCACUUCUAAAAUUUUGUUCCAUACUUGAUCUACCAAGUCCAGUAAAUUAUGGGCCCUACAAAAAGCAUACGGAGACAUGGAAAGAAAUUGCUACUGAAAUCAUAGAGGAAAAUCUGUCUGAAGCAGCGGAGGAAAUUCAGCAAUUGAAAAGAAAUUCCGGUUGGGAUGGAGAGGGAGCAUGCAAAUGUUCCGUUUCUGUCGAUGGAUCAUGGGCACAUGUAGGAUAUAGUUCUAGAUUCGGCUUUGUAAGUGUUAUAUCUGUUGACACAGGAAAGGUGUUAGAUUAUGUGACAUUAUCAAAUGAAUGCAAGGCUUGUAAGAAAUGGGAAAGAGAAGGAAAAACUCAUACUAGGGAUUUUUUGCAAUGGUUUGUUGAACAUGAGAAAGAUUGCACAUUGAAUCAUGAUGGGUCAGCUAAGACAAUGGAGGCACAAGGUGCUGUAAUACUUUUCCGUCGCUCAGAAGAAAAGCACAGUCUUCAAUAUACAACAUAUGUCGGUGAUGGUGACAGUUCAGCCUAUGGAAAUGUAGUAGAUUCUAGACCGUAUGGCCCUAACAUAAUUUUUGCAAAAGAGGACUGUGUUGGACAUAUACAAGGGCGAAUGGGCAAACACCUAAGGCGCCUUGUUGAUCAGUAUAAAGGUACGGUACAGUACAUUGUAUUACCCUCUCCCUUUUAAUCAUCAAAAUCUAAAGUUGCAAGUAUAGGAUUUCAGUUUGACAAAUUAUAAAGAGAUAAACUAUCUUGUAUAUCACAGUAGGGAACUGUAUGAACAUCUAUGCUAAUUACGCCCUUAUCAUCAUGAACAAACAAAACCUAACUGACCAGAUAAUUGAUAACUGAUAACGAAUAAUAAAUGCAAGUAUUAUAUUGUCAACUUAUUUCAUUCAUUUUUUGGUUUAAAUGAUUGCUAUAUUAUGCAA